AUGAGAAGUAGCCUUCUGAAGCAUUUUUGGGUUGCAGUAGGUCGCUUAUUGCAAAUCGUGUCGAGCAAAAAAGAUAGAGUGAAGUUCCUUAUGGUCAUUGCGUCAAACAUGAUCGCUGCUGUGAACCCAGAUUUGAGAAGAAAAAACUAUUCGCAUACAUAUGUUAAGUCGCUAGAAUAUCGAGUGGCCAAACUAGAGCAGGUUUUAAAGAAAUUGCAGGAUUGUCCACUAGAGAAUCACUUUCCCAUACUGAAUUCCCUUAAUCUUAGUGAUUUAGUAAAUAAGGAUGAGAUAUACCAGACUCUUUCUGAAUAUAAUGAGACAUCAAGUUCAGUAGACCAGUCAAAUCUGACAGAUUAUGGCUCAUUAUCUGGUUAUGAUGAUAUGAUAAUCAAAACGGUAUCCGCUUCUUAUUCAGAAUCUACAAAUUCUUUAAAUGACACGAUUAAGCUUAGGAAGAACCUGGGAAUAGCAGUAUACGGAUCAUUUCACUUUUAUUCACAUGACUCCUUUUUGACUAAAUUCUUCGGUGUUAAGUAUGACAAUAAUACAAAUCCUCAGACAUAUACAUAUUUUUCCGAAGAAUUAGUAUAUAGCAUAGUGGCUCUCAGUUCUAAAAUAUCAAGUAUCCAGCAGGUUGAGUCUGAAUCCUAUGAAUAUUAUAAUAAAGCAAGAAGAUUAGUAUUUGAUAAGCUAAAUGUACCUAAAAUAACAACAAUUCAAACGCUAUUAUACCUCGCAUUCUACGAUUUGGGUGAGGGGUACAAUUCUUCAGCUUGGCUUCUUAAUGUAAUAGCGUUUAGAAUUGGCAGACAUAGGAUUUCAAUGAAUCCACAAAACUGGCAUAUUAAAAGUAAGGAGAUUUUGUCCGCUCAAGAUAUUGAAAUAAGGAAGCCAAUAUACUGGGGAUGUUAUACUGCCGACUAUCUUAUAAGCUUGCUAUUGCGUAGACCAUUUUAA
Molecule: messenger RNA, 960 nt
Organism: Debaryomyces hansenii CBS767
Lineage: Eukaryota; Fungi; Ascomycota; Pichiomycetes; Serinales; Debaryomycetaceae
Product: fungal specific transcription factor domain-containing protein
Exons: 2
Coding region: 1-960 (319 amino acids)
Biological process (GO): DNA-templated transcription
Molecular function (GO): zinc ion binding; DNA binding
Source: RefSeq, a predicted model, not a curated record